This is a messenger RNA of Letharia lupina, 1062 nucleotides long. RefSeq lists its product as uncharacterized. Bases 1 to 1062 code for a protein of 353 amino acids. The record is from RefSeq and is a predicted model, not a curated record. The transcript has 2 exons. NCBI's taxonomy places the organism in Eukaryota, Fungi, Ascomycota, Lecanoromycetes, Lecanorales, Parmeliaceae.
AUGCAGCAAAUGCAAACGACCUUCAAUUUGCACAUGGAACCCAUCAAAACCCACGAGGAUUAUCCGAAAUACGCUCGUUCAGAAACGAAGCCCGUCGUCCGCGCACGCCAUAUCGUCGACCAAGGCGAUAUCAGCGACCACCCUUGCACUGCUUGUGUGGAACUCGAGCAAGAUUGUUAUCGUUGGGAGGGGACGUUUAGCAAAUGCGCGUACUGUACGAGUAAGGAUAAGAAGAGGGAGUUUUGCCAUUUACCGGGGCAGGAGGCUUCAUCGGUGCCGGAGAGGAGGAAGCGGAGGAAGAUAAUGGGGAACAUAUAUGCUCCGGGCGGCGAGGCUGCGAGUACGGCUGAUACGAUGAUGUCUGGUACACUCGUCACCGGCGCGCUCGCUUCCGGAACGACACCCUUUCCCGGCAAUCCCAUGUCCGGGACGAGGAGCGUGCGCGGGGGAGCAGCCCCAAGUCUCGAUCCCGCCUCAGCCGUGACGGGGAAAUCCGACACGCGGGUCCAGCCACCCGCGGCCGCGGAGGCCGGUUCGGAAGCCACGCUGGAGCGCGUCACGGCGUUGGAGAACCAGGUCUCGGGUCUCGAGGCAAAAGCCAUGGGGCUGCUGGUCAGGCUUGAAGAACUGACCUCGUGCGUCAGCGCUAGCUCGACACCCCGACUGCAAGCCGCGGCCGGUGCGUCCCCGACGACCGGCAGUGUCACGUUUGGAGAUCUGCAAGCUCGACAUCUCGCGGAUGCGCCGCCUCCGCCGGUUAAUGUUGCCACCGCGGCGCAUCUCGCCACGAGGGAGUGGGUGGAAGGGCCGAAGACGCCGGAGCUCCCGGAUGCAUCGUCUGCUAUGCAGGUUGCUAUUAGGGAGAGGGUCGAAGAGCGGAAAACGCCACCAAUGCCGGAGCAUACGAUUGAGCAUCCGGAGGGGUAUAGGCCGGUUAACUGCAGUUGUACGAUGCUGUGGUCGCCCGAGGUUGAUGCGGUUAUGCCGAGGGAGGCGAAUGCUGGAGCUGAUGCGAACGCGUUCCCAGUCGAUGGUAUUGCGAGCCGGGGGAAUCUGUUCUAG